GCGCGGAUUGGCUGAGCCAAGUCUCUCACUUCCCCUUGGAGGAAAGGCACAGCUCCCGACGCGCCCCUCCCGUCUCCCCCCCAAAAAAGUUUGAGUCGCAGCUGCCGGGUUGCCAGCGGAGUCGCGCGCCGGGAGCUACGUAGGGCAGAGAAGUCAUGGCUUCUCCGUCCAAAGGCAAUGACCUGUUUUCGUCUGAUGAAGAGGGCCCGGCGAUGGUGGCCGGGCCGGGCCCGGGGCCUGGGGGCGCCGAGGCGGCCGUGGAGGAGCGCCGCGUCAAGGUCUCCAGCCUGCCCUUCAGCGUAGAGGCGCUCAUGUCGGACAAGAAGCCGCCCAAGGAGGCGUCCCCACUGCCAGCCGAAAGCGCCUCCGCCGGGGCCACCCUGCGGCCACUGCUGCUUCCCGGACACGGCGCUCGGGAAGCGCACAGCCCCGGGCCUCUGGUCAAGCCUUUCGAGACCGCCUCGGUCAAGUCAGAAAAUUCAGAAGACGGAGCGGCGUGGAUGCAGGAACCCGGCAGAUAUUCGCCGCCGCCAAGACACAUGAGCCCCACCACCUGCACCCUGAGGAAACACAAGACCAAUCGGAAGCCACGCACACCCUUCACCACUUCCCAGCUCCUGGCUCUAGAGCGCAAGUUCCGCCAGAAACAGUACCUCUCCAUCGCAGAGCGGGCAGAGUUCUCCAGCUCUCUGAACCUCACAGAGACCCAGGUCAAAAUCUGGUUCCAGAACCGAAGGGCCAAGGCGAAAAGACUGCAGGAGGCAGAACUGGAAAAGCUGAAGAUGGCCGCAAAACCUAUGCUGCCCUCUGGCUUCAGCCUCCCUUUCCCCAUCAACUCGCCCCUGCAAGCAGCUUCCUUAUAUGGCGCGUCCUACCCUUUCCAUAGACCUGUGCUUCCCAUCCCGCCCGUCGGACUCUACGCGACUCCAGUGGGAUAUGGCAUGUACCAUCUCUCCUAAGGAAGACUAGCGCGCCAUAGACUCCGGGAUGGAUGUUUGUUUAAAAGCCUUCCUUCCCCCUCCCUCUCCCAAGAAGACAGUCCUGCCGCCACCACCGCCACCACCGCCACCGCUGCCAGUGUCGGGCUCUGCAAACCUUGCAUGCACCACCCUCAGAGGCCAGGUUGUCAGGGCCACAGGCUUAGCUCAAAUUGGUUCUUUAGUCUGGAGACACAGAAGCCUGUUUUCUAGGUGUAAUCUUCUAGAUGCCCCCUUCUCCUUUCACAAAGAUUGGCUCCGAUGGUUUUUAUAUAUAAAUAUAUAUAUAUAAUAAAAUAUAAUACAUUUUUAUACAGCAGACGUAAAAAUCAAAUUAUUUUGAAAGGCAAAACUUAUACACACACAUAUAUAUUCUUUUUUUGUUCUAUAUAUCACCUUUCUAAAAGAGACUGCUUAAGUCUUUUUUUUUUUUUUCUUCCUUCUGGGGGGGGACAAAUUAUUUGCUCAGAUUGCCACAAUUCAGUGAUUUGGAUGGGAUGACUGACUUUUGCUCGUGGAAAACAAACAUUAGAAUUAGACACUAGGGAGGGGGCACAUCGGGUUUUUUGUGGUUUUUUUCCCAUGCAUUGCAUUGAAAAAAAUCAUUAGAUGUGACCAUAUUUGGCCCUAUUCCCCCCUCCCCAACCUUGUUUGUUACACACUGUUAAAAGUUUUUGUAACAUCCAUAAAAGGGGGAUGAGAAGAAUCCUGGGAGUGCCUGGGGGUAAGGUGGAAAAUGGAAGUCUUUCUUAAUUCCUCUCAAGGCUGUUGCUUAACUCCAUUUCAGAUAAUUGGAGAGUGAAAAGUUAAAGCAUGUCGGGAGGAAUUGAUGGUUUCUGUGAACUACUAGGUAUGUCAAUCCUCACACACUGCAAAGGUGAUUUUUUUCGGGGGGGUGGGUUGUAGUUAAUUCUCUGCUUACAAAAAAAAAAAAAAAAAAAAGUCUUGUAACCAUUACCUAUAUGCUAAAUAUUCCCCAACAAUGAAUAGAUCCAAAAAGGAAAAAAAAAAAAAUCAUGCUUUCUCUGUGUGUGUACCUAUUGUAUGUGCUAAACUUAUUAGAAAAUUUAUAUGCUUUUUAACAUGUUGGGGGCAGAGGGGAAAGCCAUGUUUUGACUUGCUAAAAAUGGUGUUGUCAGACAGCCCAUGUAGCUCCCUGGUAUUUUCAUCUUUCUAUCCAGCUCCCCCCUCCCCCAGUAUACUUUGAUCCCUUUGAAAGGGUGCCUUGUAUAAUUUUAUAUAUUUUAUUUGAAGAGUUAUUUCUUAUCUCUUAUUCUGAAUUAAAUUAAACGUUUGUUUUAUUGCA
This is a messenger RNA of Sus scrofa (pig), 2283 nucleotides long. It is a transcript of the gene MSX2, whose product is annotated as msh homeobox 2. The record is from RefSeq and is a predicted model, not a curated record. Gene Ontology annotation, molecular function: RNA polymerase II transcription regulatory region sequence-specific DNA binding; DNA-binding transcription factor activity, RNA polymerase II-specific. NCBI's taxonomy places the organism in Eukaryota, Metazoa, Chordata, Mammalia, Artiodactyla, Suidae. Gene Ontology annotation, cellular component: nucleus. Gene Ontology annotation, biological process: regulation of transcription by RNA polymerase II; embryonic morphogenesis.